This is a messenger RNA of Suillus paluster, 558 nucleotides long. RefSeq lists its product as uncharacterized. Bases 192 to 479 code for a protein of 95 amino acids. NCBI's taxonomy places the organism in Eukaryota, Fungi, Basidiomycota, Agaricomycetes, Boletales, Suillaceae. The transcript is spliced from 6 exons. The record is from RefSeq and is a predicted model, not a curated record.
CGGAUAGCGCUACGAGUAUUUUUAGUCCAUUCUGCGCUACAUAUUUAAGGCGACAGAUGCCCGUCCUCACGCCCCAGUCUCGUUAACCGUUGACUGAGGUUUGUGCACUAGCUCUUACCUUUGAUACUCUGCUACUUCUUCGGCUACCUUAAAAGCCUGCCUAUCAACCCAGUUACUCGUUCGUCCAGGUCAUGCAUUGCCUAUUAUUGAUGUUCCUCUUGCGCAGGGGUAAAGAGUGCAACGCUGCAGCGGGUGUGAAAACUAUGUUUCUACUCCUUCACCGAAACCUCACAACAACUAUCCGCAGGAGGCGGACAGCAUGGAAGUGGCCGGUUGUGCGGCUGCUUCUAAGCGGUCUUGAUGAUGUUCGGGUAAGUAUUUUACUCUCUUUUCACUUUGCUAUUAGUCCCCUGGAACAGUUUCCCCUCAGUACAUUAAUCAUAUCGUCGAUUCCGCAGCCAACAGCACCAGGCUCUUGAUCGUAUGCGACUCAUUGCGACCGCCCUCUCCGUGUCCAUACUAUUUGAUGCCAAGAAUUCCCUCACAACUAUGAACACG